Messenger RNA from Lingula anatina, 5902 nucleotides. RefSeq names its product regulator of nonsense transcripts 2. The record is from RefSeq and is a predicted model, not a curated record. Gene Ontology annotation, molecular function: RNA binding; protein binding. Gene Ontology annotation, biological process: nuclear-transcribed mRNA catabolic process, nonsense-mediated decay. Gene Ontology annotation, cellular component: cytoplasm; exon-exon junction complex. NCBI's taxonomy places the organism in Eukaryota, Metazoa, Brachiopoda, Lingulata, Lingulida, Lingulidae.
AUAACGAGUCAACAUGUGAAGAUGCAGGAAACGCCAUAAUUCAGAAUGUGAAACUGUACUUCAAAUCAUUGGCCUGUUUGGCUUAGUUGCGACCUAAACCGGUCUUUAGAAUGAUGCAGACUGUGUAAAGGCAAGACGUUUUGAUACAGCUUACCAUGGAUGAACAGGCUGAGGUUGCUGUGGGUAAGACUGAGGUAGACAGCAGUAGCAGAAAUGAUUCACCAGACAAAGGGAGAACUAACACAAACUAUGGCAAACGUGAAUGGACGAGAAGUGAUCGCAGGGGACAGGGGUGGCAGGGAGGGGGAAAUGGGGGAAAGAAUACUGAUCAGAGAAAAGAAGAAAGCAAGAAAGAAGGGCAGGAUGAUAAAAGUAACUCAGGCCCCAGACGCCCGGAGCCAAGAUUUCCACGUAAAAAAGAUGGUGAUAAACCAGCCUCCAGGGUCACAAAGUCUGAGCAAGGCAGUGACAAGAAGUUGGACAGGGAGAAUCCUGCCAAUGCUAAUGCCAAAGGUGAUGGUAGAGAUGUAGGAAGAGGAAGUCCAAGUAAAAGUUACAGAGACAGCAGGCCACAGAGAGGGGGAAGAAGAGGGACUGAGACAGCGGAAAAGACUGGCAGUCCAGGCAGCUGUAAGCCAAGUGUCCCCUCAAACAGUGAAUCCUCAAUAGGUGACAGUGAUGGGCAAACUGGUGCUGACUCAGUAGAACAGCUAAAGGGUGCUGCCGAGCUGUUAGCGCUGUUCCAGGGAGAGGGGGGACCCCCCAGGACAGAGGGCAUCCAGAAUGCGGCCGACCUGGAGGCUCAGUGGCAGCAAGAAGAAGAAAACAAGGCCAAGCUUGAUGUAGGGCGGAAGAGGGAAGACGAGAAACGAAAAAGGGCAGAGGAUGACAGAAGGAAGGAAGAGGAGAGGAGGAAAAAGAGAGAAGAAGAAAAGAAGAGAGAGGAGGAGAAAAGAAAGAAAAAAAUUCGUGAGGAAGAAGAAAGGGUUCGAGAAGAAGAAAGAAGACGACAGGAAGAAGAGAGGAAGAUAAGGGAAGAAGAAGAAAGAAAGAAAAGGGAGGAAGAGGAAGCACAGAGGCUUAUAGAAGAGGAACAGAGACUGCUUCAAGAAUACUUAGAAGAAUCCAGAAGAAGCUCAGAAAUCAGAACAUUUCUCAGGGAAAAAAACCUCAAUGCAGCAGACAAUAGACCAUCCGACUCCUUUUUUACUAAACUGGAUUCCAAUUUAAAGAAGAAUACUGCAUUUGUUAAGAAGUUGAGAAAUAUAACAGAAGCCCAGAAAGAUGCUCUGAGCAAGGAUUUUGAGUCCCUCAAUCUCACAAAAUAUAUUGGAGAGGCAGCAGUGUCUGUGACAGAGGCCAAGUUGAAGAUGUCUGAUGUUGCCUGUGCAGUCCACCUCUGUAGUCUACUUCACCAGCGCUACGCAGACUUCUCCUCCAUGUUACUGGAGAACUUCCACAAGAUUCUGUUAUCUAAGAAAGAUGAAAAGGAGGAGGAUAAGAGAAAGGCAGAAGAGCGUAAAAUUCGUGAGGAAGAAGAAAGGGUUCGAGAAGAAGAAAGAAGACGACAGGAAGAAGAGAGGAAGAUAAGGGAAGAAGAAGAAAGAAAGUUCAUCCAGAAAAGGGAGGAAGAGGAAGCACAGAGGCUUAUAGAAGAAGAACAGAGACUGCUUCAAGAAUACUUAGAAGAAUCCAGAAGAAGCUCAGAAAUCAGAACAUUUCUCAGGGAAAAAAACCUCAAUGCAGCAGACAAUAGACCAUCCGACUCCUUUUUUACUAAACUGGAUUCCAAUUUAAAGAAGAAUACUGCAUUUGUUAAGAAGUUGAGAAAUAUAACAGAAGCCCAGAAAGAUGCUCUGAGCAAGGAUUUUGAGUCCCUCAAUCUCACUAAAUAUAUUGGAGAGGCAGCAGUGUCUGUGACAGAGGCCAAGUUGAAGAUGUCUGAUGUUGCCUGUGCCGUCCACCUCUGUAGUCUACUUCACCAGCGCUACGCAGACUUCUCCUCCAUGUUACUGGAGAACUUUCACAAGAUUCUGUUAUCUAAGAAAGAUGAAAAGAUCUCCAACCCCAGCAAGUACAGGGUAGACCUGAGGUUCUUUGCUGAUCUGAUAGCAGUGGGGGUGUUCACAGAGAAGGAGGGACUGCCCCUGUUGUCCACUCAGCUCUCUGUACUGGUCAGUACGGACAGGGAAGAGUUCAACAACCUGUCCAUCCUCAUCAGCUUCUGUAAGCACUGUGGUGAGGGCUACGCAGGAUUGAUACCCAGGAAGAUAAGGUUACUGGCAGAGAAAUAUGGCAAAGAACUUGUCUGUAAUAAUAUUCUGCCAGUAGAGCGCCAGAAAGCCUGCAGGAACCUGCUGAAAGAGUACUACAACGCGCUGAGCAAACACCUGCUGAAUGAACACAAACAGCUGAAGGACAUGGAGAAAAUGAACAGGAAAAUACUGCAGACCAAGGGGGAGCUGAGUGGGGAAAGACAGGAGAGAUACGAGGCUGCUUUGACAGCUUAUCAGAAGUUGUUCACAAACACAAGUACCUACGCUGACCUUCUCGAUGAAGACAUGCCUGAUUUGAAAGAAGAGGAACACAAAGCAGAUGAUGAUGGUAUGGGUCUGGAUAUUUUCAGUCCUAUGAAGCCAGGAGAGUAUCAGUAUGAAGGAGACACAACAUUGUUUGAAGAUGAGGAUACGAGAGCAUUUUAUGAGACACUGCCAGAUCUGCGGGCGCUGAUCCCAGGGAUUCUGUACAAGGACAGUGAGCAGGCAGCCACGGCACCAGCAGAGGAAGAGUUAGGCCUAGAAGAUGAUCUUGAAGCUUUGAACAUAGAAGAUGUAGAGAAAGAGCUUGAAGAGGAAGGUAAAAAACAGGAGAACAAGGAUGGAAAGAAGGAAGGGGAGAAAGAGGAGGAGAUGGCAGUAGAGGAAAUGCUGGAUGUGGAAGAUGAUCAUGAUGAGGUUGAUGCUGGGACCAAAAAGCUGAUUUUGGAUGGUUUUCUACAGAGUUUGCCUACAUUAGUGAACAGAGAUCUCAUAGACAAGAGUGCAAUGGACUUCUGCAUGAAUCUAAAUACCAAAAACAACAGAAAGAAGCUAGUCAGAGCCUUGUUUACAGUGCAGAGAACAAGGUACGAUCUCUUGCCAUUCUAUUCCCGUCUGGUAGCAGUGCUGCAUCCCUGUAUGCCAGAUGUUGCUACUGAUUUGGCUACCUUCUUAAAGGGAGAUUUCAAGUGGCAUGUCAGGAAAAAGGAUCAAAUCAACAUUGAGUCCAAGCUGAAGACUAUUAGGUUUAUUGGGGAGUUGGUGAAAUUCAAAAUGUUUUCUAAGGCAGAGGCACUUCAUUGUUUAAAGAUGCUGCUGUUUGACUUCAGCCAUCAUAACAUAGAGAUGGCCUGUGCCUUACUGGACACAUGUGGACGCUACUUAUACAGGUCUCCAGACUCCCACCACAGGACCAAAGUCUACCUGGAUGUGAUGAUGAGGAAGAAGACAGCCCUGACCAUGGAUAGCAGGUACACCACCAUGAUAGAGAAUGCCUACUACUACAGCAAUCCUCCAGACCUGCCCCAGAUGGUGCGUGCAGAGAGGCCGGCUUGGCAGGAGUACAUCAGGAAGCUUUUGUACAAAGACCUGUCCAAGACCACCACAGAGAAAGUGUUGAGGCAGGCUAGGAAGCUGAACUGGGAUGACCCUGAGGUGUCCUCCUACAUGACCAAAUGUAUCAUUCAUGUGUGGAACAUGCGCUAUAACAACAUCCACUGUGCAGCUAACCUGCUAGCAGGACUGGCUCCUUACCAUGAGGAGGUAGCAAUCCAUGUGGUGGAUGGUGUGUUAGAAGACAUCAGGAUUGGCAUGGAGAUCAAUCAUCCUAAGUUUAACCAGCGUCGUGUCAGUAUGGUGAAGUUCCUGGGAGAGCUGUACAACUACCGCAUGGUGGAGUCCGCUGUCAUCUUUAAAACUCUCUACACCUUCAUCACUUUUGCUGUCUUUCUUGAGGCUAAUGCCCCGAACAUCCUUGACCAGCCAGAGCAUCUGUUCCGUGUUCGCUUGGUCUGUGUGCUGUUGGACGUAUGUGGUCAGUACUUUGACCGAGGGUCAAGCAAGAAAAAGAUGGACUGCUUCCUGGUUUACUUCCAGAGGUACUACUGGUUUAAGCGCCAGGCCAGCAUCUGGACAGAGGAGCGUCCAUUCCCCAUGGACAUAGAGUACCUGUACAGAGACACCUUGGAGAGCCUGAGACCCAAACUACAGCUGUGUACCAGCUUUGAGGAGGCACAGAAGGCAGUGGAUGAAUUGGAGAAAGAGAUCAGGGAGAAACUGGCAUCCAUAUUGCCCAUACAAGAUACUGAUGAGCAGACAGAAAGUGAGACUGAAGACAGAGUCCUGCACUCUAUUAAAGAGGCUGAUGAAUCUGUGGAGGAGCUGAGCUUGAGUCUGUCCCAGGCCAGGCUUGGAGAGGACUACAGCAGUACUGCUGAGAGUGAAGAGGACAGGACACCCGCUGGCCACAUCAGCCAGAGUCAGGAGGAGAGUGAGGGGGAGACUGGAGAGGCGGGAGAGACGGGAGAGGAGGAGAUCAUGGAGUCUGCCGGGGAGAUGGACCAAGAGGACGAGGUCCACUUCAUCAGGACGGGGGAGGACAAAACGGUCAAGUGCCAGGAGGACGAUGAUUUCAUGACUGAGCUGGACAAGAUGAUUGCUGAUACUGUACAGGCUAGAUCCAAGGAAUCUGUGAAGGUGCCCACCCUGGACAUAGCUGUCCCCAUGCACCUGAAGGGUCAGACACGAGGCAAGUGGGGGCCUGGGGUCUCCACCAUGGAUGAGUCUUCUGGGACCAUCAACUUUACACUCAUGACCAAGAAAGGCAAUAAACAACAGUUUGCCUCCUUGCAUGUGCCAAUAUCGGCAGAACUGGCAGCAAAGUUCAAGGAGAGAGAGCAGGCUGAGAGAGCAGAGAAAGAGAAGCUGAAACAGAUGACCUUAGAUAUACAGGAGAGACAGGAAGACGAGGAGUAUCAAGAAAUGAUGGUGAACAUGAAUCGUACAGUCAUGCCACCAAACACGAACCGUGAGCGCCGUGUGCGGUACCAGCACCCCAAGGGCGCCCCUGAUGCAGACCUGAUCUUUGGUACCAAGAAGCGCUGAUUUGCCAGGAGCUGUGUUGUCUGCGGUAGACAGUUGCUAUGGAGAGACAUGCCCACAUUACACACUGUGCUGGGAAAACUGUCGUUGAGGUCAGCCAUAUUGAACAGGGACAGUUCUAUCUUUCACUGGAAAUCGGAAAGUCUGACAACAUUGCAUAGGACAGAGGAUGCAUACAAGUAGCAUUAAGGACCAGUUGGAAAAAUAACAUCUUUGGAAGUGAAAAACAAGGGACUGCAUUGUUUUUUUAAGGUUAUAAAAAGAGUUAGUUUUGUUAUUAUUUAAUUCUUGAAGAAAACAACAUUGAUUUGUGGAACAGACAAUUUUUAGUACAGUUUCCAGAACCUGGUUAUUUUCUCAGAGAUUUUUGGAUAAAGUCCUUUUAUUUAUUUAUUUAUUUAUUUAUUUAUUUAUUUAUUUAUUUGUUUGUUUAUUUAUGGUAAUGAUAAAAUUAGAAUUUGCAUCAAAAUGCAUAUGCUGAGCUGAAAUCUUAAGAUAAAAGAAUUAAUAAUUGUAAUUGCGGUAGAUGAGCAGUUUGAAUGCACUUAAGUCGGCAGCAUUAAUUGCAUUUGGUGAUCUCUGGUGACUAGAUGGGCUUUGGCCAUUGCAUUUAAAAUGAAACAUCAGCAAAUUGACCAAACCUUAGAAGGAAGCUCAUAAACUAAAUGUAGACAAGAGGAGAAAGUGUUUGAAAAGAUUUUUUUUUUAAUUAAGAACAUGCGACAAACUGCAUGGGGGCUGGUGCCCCCCCCCCACCCCCCACC